AUGCCACAGAUCGAGCCCAUCCACCAAGUCUUCCUCAAUUUCUACGCCGCUAUAUCUUACGAGCUACUCGGACAGGCAGCCCACCUCUAUUCGAGAACGAAGGUUUCUUUCUUGAAUGCGGCGCUAGAUUGCUUUGCCAAUUGCGGUGCUGUUUUACCGGAACCAAUGCCUCUGCCGAAGCGCCCUACGAUUGAGAAAACACCUCCCCCUCCAAGUCCACCUGUAUACUAUCCUUCGACACCUCGGACACCUAGACGCAGUCUACUUGCAUUUGAUGGGGGGCUCUUCCAGUCACCGCGGCGUGAUUCUCUCGUUCGAAGUAUCACACGACUGAUCGACAUCUCUCUUUGGGAUUUGGAGGAAGACGACCCGUUCAUUUCGGAUGAUGAGAAAGGCCUCGAGAACAAAUUCAAGCUGUCUCUCUCUCCGCUCGCAAGGAAGACAGCGACAAAGGCCGAAAGGGAUCGUCUCUUCCGAGUCAUGCUCUCCCCGACCAGAACACCGGCAGCCAAGAUCAAAGAGCCACUGAAGAGAAAUACUACCGCCAAUCUUAUACCCUCCCCCCUGCGUGUCCGCAAACCCUCAGAAGGGUCAGGGCCUCGCUUGGCCAAACCAAAAUUCGUCGAAACCCCCAGCAGCGGCGGCAGUUCUCCGAAAUCCCAGAGCAGAAGCUCGAAUAGACCUCGCCCUCCACCCUUGCCUUUGAGAAUCAUCCCAGCCACAGAACUAAAUAUUGACUCUCAAAAAUGCGAUAUACGAGGUCUCCCCGCCAGAAAUACGAAACGCCCACCCUCCAGCGGCAUAAACAAUGUUCAAACUCCGCGAAAGACCACCGCGCCUGCGAAACCGACGGAAGAAAUGACACCAGCGCGCGUGGCACAAAUCAUUCGAUAUAACCGCGACAUUGAGACUCUGCACUCCCAAAUAACAAUCAACAUAAAUUCGAUACAGCAGCACGUGGAUCACGUCUUGGAUAUUCAACGCACCCGUCGAUCUCAUCAGAUGCAGCGCUCCAUCUCAUUCUGGAGCUUUGACCCCAUCAAGUCUGGGAACGACGACGAAGAGGAGGAGGGACUUGGCGCGGGUAAAGAUAGGGAGCCGAUUCUGGACGAAUUCGGCAAUUUCUUGGUGAAGGAGACGAAGGCGCAGCGGAUUGCUCGUCUGCGGUCGGAGGGGUGGGAGACUGUUGGACUGCGUUCGCCACGGAGUACAUGGAAGGGAUCGCGGUAUUAUCAGGAAUUUUGCGCUAUGGUUCUGAAUGAGAUGUACCUGGAUCGGUGA
Penicillium manginii is the source of this 1281-nucleotide messenger RNA. RefSeq lists its product as uncharacterized. Bases 1 to 1281 code for a protein of 426 amino acids. The transcript has a single exon. Lineage: Eukaryota; Fungi; Ascomycota; Eurotiomycetes; Eurotiales; Aspergillaceae. The record is from RefSeq and is a predicted model, not a curated record.